AUGAAUCUAAUAUGUGAUUUCUCUCCAGUGGAUACCAACUACGUUUACUUGGCAGCUGGUUUAGUGUGUCAGGUUGCCCUUCUGGUCCUCAAUGUAAGACUGAUGCGUCAUGUUGAACAUCAGAUGUUGAAGAAGAGUUCCACACAACAACAACGGGCACUGGACGGUAAUGUAUAUUCCUCGGAUAGAUCAAAUUUGGAUGAAACUCAGACAAACGUUACAUUUCACGAGGAUACAACGACGGACAUGAAGUCAGUGGAUAUUCGAGCCACUGCAAACCUGUCACUGACUGGACACCACCCCGAUAAAACUAACGUUAAUUGUGUUCAAGGACCAGAGAACACACUGGGGAUGUCACAGUCAGCUGAUGUUGGUCCCCACUCAGUGCAGACGAUUCCCAGUCCCGAUCGGCAGAAUAACACGCGGGUCAGGUCCCUAGCAUCAGGAACUGGAGGGGAUGACACGCCGGUCAGGUCACUAGCAUCAGGAACUGGAAGGGAUGAACGUACCAGUCGUGACACUUUGCUGCAGAGUGACAUCAGCCAAACCUCAUCUGAAACAGAAGAUGAGGAUUUCUCGGCUGAUACUGACAGCCACAGCAGUCAGUCGGACAUAGCCCUCGAGGUUCCAAGGGACGCCGUACCCAAAGGGGAAAGUGUCUAUGUUCAGGCGUUUGUCAGUCCGGAGUUCCACAAACUUCAACCCUUCAUGGACGAUGACGAGGUUGUUGUAUCCCCAGUUGGUGAAUUUCAAAUGUCGUGCAAGCGGAAGUGGGACAGACACGUCAAGAUACAUAUACCAUGCAUCCAGAGGAACCCAAAAGAAACUUUCAGGGUUAGAUUCUUCCAGAAAAAUUCUUCUGGCAGUGUGGAGUUUGGCGAUGUUCCCGUGAAGGAGGAUGGAUUAAACCAGGAACUGUACUACGCCAAGAAAGAAAAUCAUGUAGAGAUCUUCACCGUGCAUUUCACUGGCUUCUUCUGUUCUGUCUGCGGACACACCUGCCCCCUUGACCUCCUGGCCCUGGUGUUCGGGUGUUACGGUCACCAUAGCAACGAGGCCUGGAUCACUCUGGUUGUAGGGGACCGCAGGAUCAGCAUCCCAGAAGUCAGGCAGAAAAUCAUUGACAAAGAGAAGGCUCUGAAUGGCAGCGAGCUGGUAGCUGAACGUCCGGUACGUCUGGUGGAGGCGUAUGACUGUCAGAGUCGGCUGAUGUUCACACUCCAUGUCCGGAGUCACGCCGAGAUGUGGAGGAACGCUGACACGGACUCUGGAGAUAAGCAGGUACGGCGACUGCGGGAACUGAUCAAGUGCAGCUGCUCCCAUCAACCCAAUGUGACAUCUUCCGAGUUUGAAUCCCAUCACCAAUGUGAGGACAACUUGCAGUGGGUGUAUUCAUGUGAUGAUCCGCCCCUCGACUCCUUCUCGUGCAAGAUCCUCGUGGAGCACCUUCUGAAUGGGGAUGUUGUCACUCCGAGGCACGACGCAUGCAACGAAGGCGUGACUAGGAUCAUUGUUCCACCUGUGAAACUGCAACGCCCUCAACACUCUGAAAAGAUGAAAAGCCAAGACCUCCCACCGAUGGGUUUUGGCGAGCUCACCAGUUCAAAGAAGCCACUGUUUUCUCAUGGCACUACCUUCUCUUCCACCAGACCUCCUCCUUAA
Molecule: messenger RNA, 1662 nt
Organism: Haliotis rubra (blacklip abalone)
Lineage: Eukaryota; Metazoa; Mollusca; Gastropoda; Lepetellida; Haliotidae
Exons: 6
Coding region: 1-1662 (553 amino acids)
Source: RefSeq, a predicted model, not a curated record